Molecule: messenger RNA, 2328 nt
Organism: Anoplophora glabripennis (Asian longhorned beetle)
Lineage: Eukaryota; Metazoa; Arthropoda; Insecta; Coleoptera; Cerambycidae
Product: protein lin-54 homolog
Exons: 8
Coding region: 71-2230 (719 amino acids)
Biological process (GO): regulation of DNA-templated transcription
Cellular component (GO): nucleus
Source: RefSeq, a predicted model, not a curated record
UGUCAAAUUUGACUAUGAUGUUUUGAAUAGUUCUUCUUUUUAUAGAAAACUUUUUGGUUUUCGCGUUAAAAUGUCCUUUUCUGAGAAAGGAUCUACUGAAGAGGCAGAAGCAUUAGUAGACAGUCUUACUAUGGAAAAUGCUUCUUUAAGUGAAGGAAAUUUAACUGGAUUAAGUAGCACCGACUUUCAAACAUUAACAGAACUGUCACAAGAAUUAACAUUAAAUGCUGAAAUGGAAACUGAAGAGCAUGAAGUAGUUGUGGAAACUCAAGAAGUUAUUGAACAUGAAGAAGAAGUGGAGACUGAAGAAAUAACUGCUGAAGAGGCAGAAACUGAGACUGAACAACAAAAUUCACCUGAUGAAAUAUUGCCUGAUGUUAAAACUACAAAAACUGCUACUGUGCCACCGUUAAGGCCCUUGGCCAUUGCUCCUAAACCUGCCAAAGUACCACUAACGGUGAAGCCCAUUGGUGGGCAACAGUUACUCUUGCUACAAGGAGGAGGUUCAGGGCAAGCCAUAAAAUUAGUCUCUCCACAAGGGCAAGAAUUGGCUAAUUUCCAGAUAAGUAGACCUGUCACUCUUAAACCAACAAUUAAGCCAUUAACAUCCCAAGGUGGAAAUAUAUCUAUAGUACAGCAGAAGCCUGUAGUAAUGAAAAAAAUUCUUGCACCUGGACAAAAAACCAUAUCGAAACCAAUAACAUUCUCUAAACAAGGGCAACAUUUUAUGGUUGUCCAAAAAACAGAUCAGCAGCAGUUAAAGCUACUUCAAACCCAGGGUGGUAGCAUAACAGUUCCAAGUCCUACGAAAACAAUUACCUUACAGCAAGCUCAAGAAAUGGGUUUAUUAAGUAAUGCAAAGAUUGUGCCCCAAGGGCAAUCUACCAAGCAAACUGUAUUGCUGAGUAAGAAUUCACAGAAAACAAUAAAAAUUGUACCCCAGGUUACUCCGGCGCAAAUCGUUACUAGUGUGGCAAAUACAAAAACGAUAUCUUUAAAUGCUAUUAAAUCGCCUACCAAAAUUCUACCUGCGGCCAGCAGCACCAUGACUAAAGGACCACAAAGGAUUAUUUUUAAAACUGGAUCAAAUCAAACUAUUUUACCAUCUGGACAAUUAAUACAAGUCUCCGGAUCCCAAGCCUUAAACAGUGGACAACUACAUCAGAUAAAUAUACCAGGAAAAGGAAUGCAGUAUAUUAAAUUUGUUACGGCAAGUACUACUGAAACAGCUUCAUCGACUGCUUCAGGAACAACAGUUAAGACAGUAUCGACAGCUGCUACAGCAAAUAUCAUAGAGCUUAAACCUGUAUCUACAAUAAGCAAAAUUGCACCAAAACCCUUGAAACCAACAAUAGCUACCAAUAAAAUUAAUGUAACGGGAACUCAAAUGGUUGUUGUACCAACCAAUUAUAGUAUUCCAUCCCACCAACCUCAAGUUUCCAAAGUGGCGAUACCUCCGAAUACGGUAAGGCACACUCCAGCGUUAAAACCACCGGCUAGCGGCAGCGAAACUUCAUCUCCCGUAACUCCAAAAGAAGAAGUUGACGCUAACGGCAUGCGACCGAGGAAACCGUGCAACUGCACCAAAUCACAGUGUUUGAAGUUGUAUUGCGACUGCUUUGCAAAUGGAGAAUUUUGUUAUAUGUGUAAUUGUAUGAACUGCUUCAAUAACUUAGACAAUGAGGAUCAUCGGAACAGAGCCAUCAAGGCAUGUUUGGAAAGAAAUCCGAAUGCUUUUAGACCAAAAAUUGGGAAAGCAAAAGACAUUACGGGAGAUAUGUCAAUAAGAAAACAUACCAAAGGUUGUAACUGCAAAAGGUCUGGAUGUUUGAAAAAUUACUGUGAAUGUUAUGAGGCUAAAAUUGCCUGUUCAAAUAAUUGCAAGUGCAUUGGGUGUCGAAAUAUAGAGGAUUCAAUGGAGAAAAAAAAUCUUAGAAUAUCAAACAUAGAAAAAGCUACAAAUACACCGAUUCUACCUGAUGGUAAAAUAAUCGCCACUAAGGAUUUCUCUCAGUUCCGCCCUAGAAGAACUUCUAGCACAAGAAAACAAACAAUCAGUUUCAUUACUGACGAUGUCAUCGAGGCAACUUGCCAGUGCAUGUUAACUAUAUCUGACAAUGCCGAAGAAGCUAUGCAAGACGAGGAAAUGACUAAACGCCUAAUUAUCGAAGAAUUCGGAAGAUGUCUAACAGAAAUCAUUGACUGUUCAUCAAGCCGUAAUUUAAGUUAAUACCUGUUUUUUUCUGUAUUAUAAGUUUUACUUUUUACAAGAUGAAGUUUGUUAUGAUGUGUAUUUUAAUUCAAGAGUAAUAUAUAGAUUGUAAGUUA